Beta vulgaris subsp. vulgaris (sugar beet) is the source of this 2314-nucleotide messenger RNA. Its product is annotated as aldehyde dehydrogenase family 2 member B7, mitochondrial. The record is from RefSeq and is a predicted model, not a curated record. NCBI's taxonomy places the organism in Eukaryota, Viridiplantae, Streptophyta, Magnoliopsida, Caryophyllales, Amaranthaceae. Gene Ontology annotation, molecular function: aldehyde dehydrogenase (NAD+) activity. The transcript has 11 exons. Bases 283 to 1890 code for a protein of 535 amino acids.
GGUUUACUACAAUAUACUUCAUCCGUUUAGAAAUAGUUGCACCAUUUGCAUAGUGUUUAAUGUUUACUAUUUACAUCUUACACUUUGAUUAUCUUUGGUGAUUUAUAUUUUAGGAAAAAUAUAGUCAUAUGGGACCUUGUUAGAUUCGUUUCAAUGUGUAUUUUUUUAAUAUUAAUUUUUUUAUAAUUUUUACUCAUUGAUAAUUGCAAAUAUUAAUGUUUGAAACCAUGUAUCAGCGCACGUGAAAACAUGAAAUGAGGAAAAGAGGAGUGCAAUAUCAAUAUGGCAAGUCAAACCAUCUCAUCUUUUCUUUCUCGUGCAUUGCUGUCUUCAACUCGUUCUUUUUCUCAUGGUAGAGCUUCUCAGUUGAGAAGAGUAGUCUGCAAAUACAGCACAACUGCUGCCAUUGAAGAGCCCAUCAUUCCACCUGUGAAGGUGAAAUAUUCACAACUUCUUAUUAAUGGAAAAUUUGUGGAUUCAGCAUCAGGUAAAAAGUUCAAGACAUGUGAUCCUAGAACAGGAAAUGUGAUUGCUGAGGUUUCUGAGGGUGAUGCUGAGGAUAUCGAUCGUGCUGUUGCUGCUGCUCGCAAAGCUUUUGAUGAAGGGCCUUGGCCUAAGAUGACUGCUUAUGAAAGGUCACAAAUCCUGUUGAAGUUUGCUGAUCUACUUGAGCAGCAUACUGAUGAGAUUGCUGCUCUUGAGACAUGGGACAAUGGAAAGCCAUACGAACAAGCUGCUAAAAUCGAACUACCAAUGUGUGUUCGUAUAAUGAGAUAUUAUGCUGGAUGGUCAGAUAAAAUCCAUGGUCUAACUGCACCGGCUGAUGGACCAUUCCAUGUACAAACACUACAUGAACCAAUAGGUGUAGCAGGGCAAAUAAUCCCAUGGAAUUUCCCUCUUCUCAUGUUUGUGUGGAAGAUAGGACCUGCCUUAGCUUGUGGCAAUUCCAUUGUUAUGAAGACAGCUGAACAAACGCCAUUGACUGCACUUUAUGCAGCAAAGCUUCUCCAUGAGGCGGGACUUCCUGACGGUGUCCUAAAUAUUGUCUCUGGUUAUGGUCCUACUGCUGGUGCAGCUCUUGCAUCUCAUAUGGAUGUGGAUAAGUUGGCCUUUACUGGAUCAACCGAGAUUGGAAAACUGGUGCUUGAAAUGGCAGCCAAGAGUAAUCUGAAGCCAGUGACUUUGGAGCUUGGAGGAAAAUCUCCUUUCAUUGUAUGCAAGGAUGCUGAUAUAGACAAGGCAGUUGAACUUGCUCAUUUUGCCCUAUUCUUCAAUCAGGGACAAUGCUGCUGUGCUGGCUCUCGUACAUACGUACAUGAAAGCGUAUAUGAUGAGUUUGUUGCGAAAGCAAAGGCUCGUGCCAUGCAGCGUGUUGUUGGUGAUCCUUUCAGGAAAGACAUUGAGCAAGGUCCUCAGAUCGAUUCAGAGCAAUUCGAGAAGGUUAUGCGAUAUAUAAGAUCAGGUAUCGAAAAUGGAGCUAAGCUCGAAACAGGAGGAGAACAGUUUGGAUCAAAGGGAUACUACAUUCAACCCACUGUUUUCUCCAAUGUCAAUGAAGACAUGUUGAUUGCACAAGAUGAGAUAUUUGGUCCUGUUCAAUCUAUCUUCAAAUUCAAGGACUUAGAAGAGGUGGUUCGUCGAGCCAAUAACACCCGCUAUGGGCUAGCAGCCGGAGUGUUCACCCAGGACAUUGACACUGCUAAUACCUUAUCUCGUGCAUUACGAGUUGGCACGGUUUGGGUGAAUUGCUUUGAUAUCUUUGAUGCAGGCAUUCCAUUUGGUGGGUACAAAAUGAGUGGACAAGGAAGGGAGAAGGGCAUAUACAGUUUGAUGAACUACCUUCAAGUCAAGGCUGUAGUUACUCCUUUGAAGAAUCCUGCAUGGCUGUAGAAGACAUACAUAAGAUACAAGGGCUGGCAAUUCGUGCCAGUGGGUCGUGUUCGUGUUUGGUUUCGUGUCUAUUUCGAGUUGACCCCCAAAUGUAUCAUAAAUGAUAUAAAAAGUGGAAUAGUUGCAUAAUAUGACAAUUGUAACUAAUCGGGUUGACUUCGUGUCAUUCGUGUUCGUGUUUUCUUAGUAACUUCAGGUCGGGUUUGUGUCAUGUUAUUAGGUCGUGUCAGGGAUUGCCAGCCCUAUAAGAUACUACUCUCUCCGUUUCCGGAAGUUCUUCAUUCUUUGACUUAUUUCCUCUCAUAAAAAGAUUCGAAGUGGGAACAACAAAAUAAAACGGAUAGAGCAAGUAUUUUGUUGUGAUAUCCUACGGCAUUUUUCUACCGACUGAAAUAAAAAUGGGGUUUUGUUUGUCUUGAUUUUA